UUUGUUCUUCAAAUCUAUCCAAAAUGUGGAAUUCCGGGAAUCCUGGCGUAAAAAUCGACGUCCUUGUAGACUUUAACGGAUAUUUGAACAGUGAUGAAGAUUUCGUCUUGAGAGAGUGCUUCAUUACAAGCUUGCAAUCAAACGGUCCAGAGAAACUUUUCAUUUUCAAAGAUAAAAAAGAUUUAGCCAACAUGAGUUACAUUCAACGCCAGAGAAUUAAGGAGUAUGUUAAAAAGUACGGGAUUGAGUUAAAGGCCGGUUGGUACCAAGUGAAAAAACAGAAAGCGCUACUGAAAAAACAUGCCAAGUUUUUUAAGAUUAUUUGGGUUCGCGAUGAAAAUAAAAGAGAUGUAUUUCAAUUGAUUGUGGGUAAGAAAGUCGAAAUUAAAUGCUUAAGUGAGUUGGGGUAUGAUCAAGAGACCAGGGUGGAGGACGAGAGGUGUGGGUACCAUGGAAAAUCAGAGGACACUGAGUGUGCUAGAGAAGAGGCGGUCAAGAUGAUAAUUUGGUUGAUUCCAAAGCUGGAGAGUAUUAAAUUGAAAGUUGAUGAUGUUCUGGAAAAUCUUGAUAAGUGGAAUCAAAGUCUUACGGAUUUGCCGUACAUGUAACUCUUAGAAAGAAGACUAUUUGAUGAAUGUUAUUGAAAACGUUUCGUAAGUUCAAUUGUGCAUAUCUCAAGCGCUCUUGU
Cotesia glomerata is the source of this 688-nucleotide messenger RNA. RefSeq lists its product as uncharacterized. The transcript has a single exon. The record is from RefSeq and is a predicted model, not a curated record. Lineage: Eukaryota; Metazoa; Arthropoda; Insecta; Hymenoptera; Braconidae. The coding region runs from base 24 to 608 and encodes 194 amino acids.